This is a messenger RNA of Desarmillaria tabescens, 1760 nucleotides long. RefSeq lists its product as uncharacterized. The transcript has 8 exons. NCBI's taxonomy places the organism in Eukaryota, Fungi, Basidiomycota, Agaricomycetes, Agaricales, Physalacriaceae. The coding region runs from base 207 to 1274 and encodes 355 amino acids. The record is from RefSeq and is a predicted model, not a curated record.
AAAAAACUAAGGAAAACGUGUGGGUCGGCGGCCGAUCUCGGCAUGGUCGAAGCAAGUAUAUAAGUUGGAGCACAAGGUAGAUGAAAUUUUGCGUCCUUGCAUCACCUUCCUUCUGCCCGACCUUCCCUACGGUUACUCUUUUAUUCCACGACUUUAUUGUCGUCGCAUACAUUCCCUGACCUCUCAUUCCUUACUUCCCGCCCACGAUGUUCGCUUCCGUCGCCACUAUUGCUCUUGUUACCAUUGCUGCCGUCCAGGCCACACCCCAUUUCCCUCGUCGCAGCCUCCAUGGCGUUCACCAUGUUGUUCGUUCCAAGCCUGCCGACUACGCCGAGGGUUACCUCGAGUCCUAUGAUGUUUACCACGCUCGGUAUCUCGCCAUUGGUUGCCAGAACCAGCACAACACCCAGUUCUUUGACGACUGUUGUCACCCUCUCCUAGCUAAUGAGACUGUUGCUGCUAAUCGUCCGGCCUACUGCUCUGCUACAGCAUCUGCUUCUUCAUCCGCCAGUGCUGUAGUGGCUACCUCGACAGAUACCUCGGAUGACAGCGGUGAAUAUUAUGACUGUGACGACGAUGCGUCCUCUUCUGCGACCUCUUCUUCUACCGAUUACGUACCUGCCACCACUUCCUCUUCCUCUUCCGAGUUCUCUCAGGCUGCCAGUACGUCAGCUCCGGAAUCGAGCUCCACAGUCAGCAGCAGUAGUUCCAGUGCGUCUGUAACCCAAGAUAACACUUGGACUCAGGACACCAACACCUGGGCUGCUGCCACGACUUCGUCAAGUGAGAGUUCCUGGACUCCGGAACCCACCACCUCCUCUACCUCCUCUACGACCCAGGAGCAGAACACUGACGCGCAAAAGAACACUCAAACACAGGAAACGUCGACUUCCUCUUCCGCUACUUCUCAGUCUACGGGCACUUCAAACGCGUCUUCGGGCAGCUCGUCUUCUUCCAGUGGAACUUUCUACUCCGGUGGCGUAGGUACCUUCUAUUAUCAGUAUGGUGUUGCCGGUUCGUGCGGCACUGUUCACGCUGAUUCGGACAAGAUCGUCGCUGUUUCUGCCAUCGUUAUGAACUCGGCCCUCUGUGGUAAGACGAUCACCCUUACCAACACUGCCAAUGGAAAGACUGUUAACGCUGUCAUUGCGGACACAUGCCCAGGCUGCGGUGAUGGAGGAGCAUCUAUUGACUGUUCUACUGGUACAUUCGAUGCUCUUGCUGAUGAGUCUGAUGGUACUUUCCCUGUCACGUUCACUCUCCCCGCGGUUUAAGACCGUCCCUCUCGUCAACGGCUUGACCCUGUUCAUACACAUAUACCCCAAGGCCAGCCGAGACCUUUCACUUCUUAACGUCUUUUGCUCUUAUGAGUGAAGGGCGCAGGCUUAAAGCUUUUCAUUUACCAUAUACGAUUGAUACGGGGUUUCACGACCAGAGUUAGGAACUGAGCUACCUAUGGUGGCUUCGUCCCUAGCACUGACAUUAUCAUUCUUAUUCGUCAGUGUCGAAUUUAUUAUUAACGUUUCUAUGUUGCGCUUUCAUGUUCUCUUUUUUUAUUUGGGUUUACAUUAUUCCCGUCAUUUGCUCGUCGUAUUGCAACCAUCAGACAAGAAUAAUCUUCACUUCAUUUGUUUUGUAACCAUCUUGGCGGGACGAGAGGAUGGGAUAGGGAACUGUGUUCCUGCUGGUACCUAUUUACGCUUGUAAUGUUGAUCAUAUACAGCGCUGGCUAAUGGAAUCUGUUGACCGGAUGCCUUCUA